AUGGAGAAAGCCAUCUCUUUGUCCUUGUUACGAAGGAAGAGGUUUCAAGAGGAUGUCUUAUCCUCCUGUGAAUCAGUUGAAGAAAUAGCUUGUGGUGCAUAUCACGUGGCAGUUUUAACAUCUAGGAAUGAAGUUUAUACGUGGGGCAAAGGUGCUAAUGGGAGGUUGGGUCAUGGAGAUAUUGAAGAUCGAAAAACAGCAACAUUGGUUGAUGCUUUAAAGGAUAGACAUGUUAAGUAUAUUGCUUGUGGUUCAAACUAUACUGCAGCUAUAUGUCUUCAUAAAUGGGUGUCUGGUGCUGAGCAAUCUCAGUGUUCAGCCUGUAGGCAGGCAUUUGGGUUUACCAGAAAGAGGCAUAACUGCUAUAAUUGUGGACUUGUGCAUUGUCAUGCAUGCAGUUCCAGAAAAGCAAUAAGAGCUGCAUUGGCUCCAAAUCCUGGGAAACCAUAUCGUGUAUGUGAUUCCUGUUUUGCUAAACUGAACAAAGUGUCAGAAGCUGGUAACAACAGGAAGAAUGCUGUGCCACGCCUUUCAGGUGAGAACAAAGACAGGUUGGACAAGGCUGAGAUAAGGUUGUCCAAGUCAGCACUGCCUUCUAAUUUGGAUUUGAUUAAGCAGUUGGAUAGCAAAGCAGCUAGACAGGGAAAGAAGGCUGACACUUUCUCCCUUGUUCGCACAUCUCAAGCACCUUCUUUGCUACAGUUGAAAGAUGUUGUUUUGUCUACUGCUAUAGAUUUGCAACGAACAGGUCCUAAGCCCGUGCUGACACCAUCUGGAGUAAGUUCCAGAUCUGUUUCACCUUUUUCAAGGAGACCUAGUCCUCCUCGUUCUGCUACCCCAGUCCCCACAACUUCAGGACUCUCUUUUUCCAAAAGUAUAACAGAUAGUCUGAAGAAAACAAAUGAACUUCUGAAUCAAGAGGUGCUGAAAUUGCGUGGACAGGUUGAGAGCCUCAGACAGAAGUGUGAGCUUCAAGAAUUGGAGCUUCAGAAGUCAGCAAAGAAAGUGCAGGAAGCUAUGGUCCUAGCCGCGGAGGAGUCUGCUAAAUCAAAAGCUGCAAAAGAAGUUAUAAAGUCACUUACAUCACAGCUCAAGGAUAUGGCUGAGAGGCUGCCACCUGGGGUUUAUGAUAAUGAUAGCAUAAGACCCAUUUACCUACCCAAUGGCUUAGAGCCCAAUGGUAUUCAUUUCCUGGAUUCAAAUGGAGAAAGACAUUCAAGGUCUGAUUCAAUCAGCAGUUCUUUUCUUUCUUCGCCCACAGGAAUGGACUCUGCUUCACUAAAUGGAACUCGAGGUAGCCACCAAAUGCUUAAGGAUCCGCCUGGUGCCAAUGGAACAGAUGAUCAUCCAGAUGUGAGACUUCAAAAUGGCAGUGGUGUGCUUCAAGCGAGCAGUAGUAGUCUAUCACAUGCUGCUGAGGGAAAGGAAUCUGUACCUUUCCAAGAUGGCGAGAAUGGUUUGAAAGCUAGGAGUUCCACACUGACUGUAAACAGCAAUCAAGUAGAGGCUGAGUGGAUUGAACAGUAUGAGCCUGGUGUAUAUAUAACUCUCGUGGCCCUACGAGAUGGAACUAGAGAUCUCAAGCGAGUGCGCUUCAGCCGAAGAAGAUUUGGGGAGCACCAAGCAGAGACUUGGUGGUCAGAGAAUAGGGAAAAGGUGUAUGAAAGGUACAAUGUUCGUGGGUCAGAUAGAACUUCCGCGUCUUCUCAGGCAGCUCGCAGAUCCGAAGGAGCCCUCUCCCCUUCCCAAGUGUAGCAAGAAAGUGUAGAUGUGUUCGUCACUUAGCUCAUUUUGUACUAAUGAUCAUGAAGGAUCCAAGCACACGGCAGCGUCUAGUUUAAGGCAGAAAAACUUCCCAUCCCCUCCCCCAUCAAUUUUUCUUUUUUAAUUUCUUUCUGGGUUCUAUUGUUAUCGCCCCCGCCCCCCCUCAUUUUUUCAGUACCCCUUCCUGAUGGUUAUUAAUUUAUUUCGUUUCUUCUAUUCAAUCUCUGGGUAACGCCCUUCUUACAUAUCUGUUGUAUCGUAGUGUAUAUAAAAUCCUCAACUUUGAGAUAA
Messenger RNA from Carica papaya (papaya), 2055 nucleotides. The record is from RefSeq and is a predicted model, not a curated record. NCBI's taxonomy places the organism in Eukaryota, Viridiplantae, Streptophyta, Magnoliopsida, Brassicales, Caricaceae.